Trichomycterus rosablanca is the source of this 2375-nucleotide messenger RNA. It is a transcript of the gene p2rx3a, whose product is annotated as purinergic receptor P2X, ligand-gated ion channel, 3a. Lineage: Eukaryota; Metazoa; Chordata; Actinopteri; Siluriformes; Trichomycteridae. Gene Ontology annotation, cellular component: nuclear inner membrane; plasma membrane. The record is from RefSeq and is a predicted model, not a curated record. Bases 1 to 1203 code for a protein of 400 amino acids. Gene Ontology annotation, biological process: response to ATP; calcium ion transmembrane transport. The transcript is spliced from 12 exons. Gene Ontology annotation, molecular function: ATP binding; purinergic nucleotide receptor activity; extracellularly ATP-gated monoatomic cation channel activity.
AUGUCAGGCUGCGUUUCUGGCUUCUUCACCUACGAGACGACCAAGUCUGUGGUGGUCAAGAGCUGGUCAGUGGGCAUCAUCAACCGCAUCGUCCAGCUGCUCAUCAUCAUCUACUUUGUGGGGUAUGUGUUUGUCUAUGAGAAGGUGUAUCAGGUGAAGGACACGGGGAUCGAAUCCUCCGUCAUGACUAAAGUAAAAGGGAACGGAGUGUUUAACGGUGAGGUGAUGGACGUGGCUGAUUACGUGCUACCACAGCAGGGUACCUCUGUGUUCUGCAUCAUCACCAGGAUGUUCGUCACGCCCAAUCAGAAGCAGGGUACCUGUGCUGAGACUGAAGCUCAUUUUAACUGUAACACGGACGAGGACUGCAGGAAGCACGUGUCGUCCAACAUGGGGAACGGAAGGAUAACGGGAACGUGUGUGAUUAGUGAAAAUCGAUGUGAGAUACAGGGCUGGUGCCCAGCAGAGAACGACACCCAGGCCAAGAAGCUAAAAAAUCCCAUGAAGGAGGUGGAGAACUUCACCAUCUUUGUGAAGAACAGCAUCCGCUUUCCUCUCUUCAACGUCAGGAGGGGGAACAUCCUUCCCUCCACGCCCAACCUGAACUGUCUGUACGAUCCUCACGAGAACUCGUACUGCCCCAUCUUCAGGGUGGGUGACGUGCUGAGGUACGCUGGAGAAAACUUCUCCAUCAUCUCACAGAAGGGAGGUGAGAUUGGGAUUAACGUUGUGUGGAAGUGUAAUCUGGACCGGCCGGUUGAAGACUGCAAACCCAAAUAUCUGUUCACCCGUCUGGACUCGACUUUUAACGACUCCAACAUCUCUAAAGGGUUUAACUUCAGGUUCGCGAAGUACUACAAGGACAACGGCACCGAGUCUCGCACGCUGUAUAAAGCCUACGCCAUCCGCUUCUACAUCAUCGUUUCAGGAAACGCUGGAAAGUUCAGCAUCAUCCCCACGCUGAUUAACGUGGUAGCCGCCUGCACGUCUGUGGGUCUGGCGACCGUCCUCUGUGACAUCAUCCUGUUAAACUUCAUCAAGGAAGCCGAACAGUACAAGGCGAAGAAAUUCGAGGAGGUUUCAGAGUCUUUCAAGGCGUCCUGGAGUAACUCGGGGAGCAAAAAGAUCCGCAGGGAGAACAACUCCACGGACUCGGGAGCGUACGCCAUCGGACAUCCUGCAGAACCUCUGAAUAAAUACUAACCUUCGUCAUGCCCUGUUCCCUCAGACCUACAGAGAUCCAGUCAGGCUUACAAACACCCCCCCCCCCCCCCUUCCUUCCGGUACCAAAAAAAAACAUGGGACGGUAGGAAGAAUGUCAAUAAUAAGAGACAGCAGUGAUUUCAUUCAUUUAUUCAUCUGUUUUACUCCUGGUCAGGGUCCCGGUGGGUCUGAUUUACUGGGCAAAAGGCUGGAAACACCCCGGAGAGGUCGACAAUUCACAGGGCGCGCACACACACACACACACACACACACUUAUUUCUAAAGGCUCUAGGCUAGCAGCUCUGACUGCACAUUUUUCCACUGUGGGAGGAAACCCACACAGUCGUGGGGAGAACAUGCAAAACUCCACACAGUAAGGGAAUCGAACCCAGACUUAUAAAUCUACUUCCAUUUUAUUUUAUUUGUCAUGUUUUAUCUCCGCUUUAUCGUGGUCAGGGUCGCGGUGGGUCAGAUUUACUGGGAGAAAGGCAAGAAACACCCUGGAGAGGUCGCCAGUACAUCACAGGCCACACACACACACACACACACACACACACACACUCACUCAGGGUAAUUUUUAGUAUCUCCAGUUGUGGAAGGAAACCAGAGCACCCGGAGGAAACCCACAUGGAGAAUGUGAGAACAUGCAAAACUCCGAACAGAAAGCCAUCAAACCCAAAACCUUCUUGCUGUGAGGCUCCACCAUGCCGUCCCUCCUCAGCCCUUAUUUUAACUUUAUUUCAUGUUUAGGGUCUUGGUGGGUCUGCUUUGCCCCGGAAUCACUUUUUUUCAAGCGACCCACAUUUUGUCUGUGAUUUUUUUUAUCUCACUCUCUCUGUGGUUUACAAGAUGUAACAUAAAGUCUCCACAAGGGGGCGCUCAUGUACACGUUUAUUUCAUUAUUAGUAUUUUUCUUAGCGACCCCCGGGUGAAAAACCCGGUCCUAGUGGGUGGAGCUUUGAGCUAUCAGUCGGGAGAUUGGCGGUUCAAAUCCAGGCUCUGCUAUGCAGCCACUAUUGGGCCCUUGAGCAAGGCCCUUAACCCUGUCUACUCCGGUGGCACAGUACAAUCACUGACCCUGCGCUCUGACCCCGGCUUCCAAACAAGUAAUUUCAUUCUCCUGUACACGUGUAGACGUACGGAUGAUCAAUAAAGUGUGAAUAAAAUCUGAC